GAGGUCCUCUAUAGACUAAGGGAUAUAGGUCUUAACCUAGACCUUAAGAAAUACGCCUUUAUAGUGAAGGAGGUCAAAUACCUAGAGUAUAUUAUAGAGAUAGGAGUCUAUAUUCGCCCCGACUCUAAGAAGAUUAAAGCUAUUUAUAAGUAG
This is a messenger RNA of Thermothielavioides terrestris NRRL 8126, 153 nucleotides long. RefSeq lists its product as uncharacterized. The transcript has a single exon. NCBI's taxonomy places the organism in Eukaryota, Fungi, Ascomycota, Sordariomycetes, Sordariales, Chaetomiaceae. The record is from RefSeq and is a predicted model, not a curated record. The annotation marks the transcript as partial.